AUGUAUUAAGAAUCCCCUUUAAGAUAUUCUCCAGACUUGCAAAAAUAUAAAAAUGAAUGGGCUUAUCUGCAAGAUUUGCAGAUGAGAAAAUAAGGAGAACUUGUUGAUGAAUAGAAAAAGUUAGAAGACGAAAUUAAAAAAAAUUACAGACAAGAUCUUAAGGUCAGUAUUGACUAGCAUUAGUAAAUUUAAAGGGAGUAGGAAAACGAGAGAAGAAAUGGUACAGGCUAAUAUCAGUCUUUGCAUGAUAGAAUGAUGAAUGAUUACUUUGAGUAAAGAUAAGUGUAGAAUGAAAAGUAACACUAAUAAUGUAGAGAUUUUAAUUAUAGCUUGAUUGAAUAAAAGAGAUAGCAACAACUUAAAGAAAGAGAGCUGGAAAGAAUGGCAGCAGAAAAAAGAAUUAAAGAUGCUGAGGAAUAGGAAAAGAGGUUCAAAGAAAUUCAAUUACAAGAGAAAUACUUUGUUAAAAGUGAACUCCUAAAUGCAAAUCAUGCUCAAGAAGAGAUCAAAAAAAUAGAAAUGGAAAGAGCUAGAGAGAGAAACAAGUAGCUGGCCUAAUCAGAAUUCAACUAGCUUUCUUUGUAAGACUAAAGAAGAGAGCAAUUUUUAGAUUAACUGAAACAGAGGUAUUAUAAAAGCAUGAACAAUCCAGUGCAAAACAUAUACUUAGAAAAUCAUCUUAAGCAAAUCGAAGACAGAAGAAACUUAGAAAAAAAAUUAGUAGAUGAAUACAACUAACGUAGAUUGCAACUAGAAGAAGAAAAGAAAGCUGAAGAGUUUUAACAACGUUAGAAAAUUAAAACAGCAAUAAAUUCAACACUGAAAAACUAGAUGCAAUUGAAAUAAGAUGCUUAAAUCGCUGUUACAAUUGAUAAAAUCAAAUAUCAUGAUUAUUUGCUUUAGAAAGAUAAAGAAGUUUUAGAAUAGCAAAAUGAAGUAAAGUAAUAUCAAGAAGCUAUGAAAAGAGAAUAUUAAAAUGAGCUAAAAGAUUAGAUGUAUCAUAGAACUCACAACAAUAAAGAUUAUAUGGACAAAAGAGAGUUAAAAAUUAACAAAUAAGUUUUUGAGGCUAAUGGUUUGACCCCCUCAAUUCCUGGAAUGUUCCAAGAUCACCAAAGAAUUAAAUAGCUAAAAAUGAUUAAUAAUUGCUUAGGCUACUAGCAUAAAUUAGCUACUCCUGAAAAUAUCUAAAUGUUUUAAAACCCUAGAAGUCGCUUCUAAAGCCAUGAUGAACACCAAAUAGCUCAGAGCCUACCAUAAUCUACAUUGCAUAAGAAUUCUAGCUCAAUAGCUUUACCUUAAGAGCAAAAACCAGAACUCUACAACAACGAUUUUAGUUCACCUGUUAAGUAACCGAUCAACUCUGAAUUAAGAAGAAAUAACAGUGUCUUCCUCUAAUAAGGAAAGAAACUAUUUUAUUGA
Tetrahymena thermophila SB210 is the source of this 1422-nucleotide messenger RNA. RefSeq lists its product as hypothetical. The record is from RefSeq and is a predicted model, not a curated record. NCBI's taxonomy places the organism in Eukaryota, Ciliophora, Oligohymenophorea, Hymenostomatida, Tetrahymenidae. The transcript has 11 exons.